GGCUAGGAUUGGCGCUGGCUCCACCCCUGAUAACGAUGAUGAUGUGACAAAUUCAAUAAAACAAAUAAAAAGAGGCGACAAAAACAGCGGGAGUAUAUGAAGAAAAUGGUUACAGCCGUUGAUGUAAGAUGAGUGUACGUUUCAAUCGUGACCUUGGGCCAUAGGGGUCUCUACUCCCUACUCUCUACCUUCACGGCAUGACCAGCCUUUUCAAUUCAUUCAUGGAUUGAUAACAUAAAAGAACCAAGUGGGUCUGCUUGUGACAGUCUCUAGUCUGUGUUCUUCCUUCUCCGCCAAUCCUGCGAGGAGAGAGGGCGAAAACAUAGGGAAACGAGACGCGACAAUUAUUAUGGAGUAUUUUUCCGGCGCAAGGCUCGGGAAUCUAGUUUCAAAGGCAACCACCACAUUUACUCAACCCCGUUCUGCCAUCCGGAAAGUGCAACAUGGAUUCCGAGAACUGAAGCGUAAAAAGGUGGAAGACGAAAACAAGGGAAGCAGUUGAAGCGCGACGAUGGCCGAUGACGAGGUUCCGAAACAGACGCGAGGACAACAGACAGAGCAGGAGAAAGCAGAACUGGUGAUACAGAGAAAAUUUGGAAAGAAACAACUGCAAAAUGUAGAAAGCAUGAGGAUUAAUUGCUAUUGCAGUUUGAGUGAGGUAGUGAAGAGGAUAAAACAACAACUUAAAGCUGAAGAAUUGGUUGAAUUCAGGAGGAGUGUAUUCGGUUGGGUAUUGGAUGUGGAAGAGAAGCGCACAAUCAGUGGACAACUUCAACUUGGAUUUCUGUGCAACUACGUAAAAAAGGUGAAUGGGAGGAAAGAGGUAAAUGCCAUUCAUUUUCAUAUUGAAAAUAGCCUAGUUACUUUCAGAAAAAAUGAUAUGUGCAUGGCUCUGGGUCUUAAAUUUGGAGGAGUUAAACCACAUGUAGAAGAGAAUUUUAGGGGGCGUUGUGGAGAAAGUAUUUUGGAAACACAUCCGGG
This is a messenger RNA of Cuscuta europaea, 981 nucleotides long. NCBI's taxonomy places the organism in Eukaryota, Viridiplantae, Streptophyta, Magnoliopsida, Solanales, Convolvulaceae. The record is from the annotation of a GenBank genome assembly.